This is a messenger RNA of Rhagoletis pomonella (apple maggot), 6702 nucleotides long. Its product is annotated as HEAT repeat-containing protein 5B-like. Gene Ontology annotation, biological process: retrograde transport, endosome to Golgi; intracellular protein localization; endocytosis. NCBI's taxonomy places the organism in Eukaryota, Metazoa, Arthropoda, Insecta, Diptera, Tephritidae. The coding region runs from base 334 to 6462 and encodes 2042 amino acids. The record is from RefSeq and is a predicted model, not a curated record. The transcript is spliced from 10 exons. Gene Ontology annotation, cellular component: endocytic vesicle; Golgi apparatus; membrane.
CAAGAGGCAAUGGACGGUCGAAUCGGAUUAGUGAAUCUGUGCGUACGGAUGCGUUCGCUAUAGGAAAAAAGAAAAUUGUGGUGGUGAGAAGAGUAGUGUGUGAAAAACCAUUAACAGAAUUUUCUCUUGUGAAAAAAUGUGAAAAUAUUCUUCUUGCCGUGUUGUAACCAAUCUUACGCAUUCACAAAUCCAUAUGUAUAAGAAAGAGUACCUGUGUUAAAAGCCUUCUUGCACCAGUUGGGGCUUGAAAUUUUAUGACAAUCAUUUAUCCGCAGCGACGAUCACGAUUCGAGUCACAUCGACGAAGCCGAUACAGAGCCCUACAUCGAUGAAAUGGAGCUAUCACAUAGCUUGACGCUCAAUGAGGAGGCGUUUAAACAAUUGCCUGAGCAAAAGCGACCAGUUUUUGUUUUCGAAUGGCUUCGCUACUUGGAAAAAGUGUUGCCAGUUGCACAGAAAUCGGACAUCAAAGGAUGUCAAAAAAAGUUGGUGCAGCAAUUGACCGAGCAUAUUCAGGGUUCACCGGGUCCACCGACGCGCAAAUUAAUAGCCAGCUGCUUGGCGACUCUUUUCUCUGUAGGCGAUACUUUUAUGCUGUUCGACACGGUGAAUGCGUGCAAUGAUAUACUAAAGAAUAAAGAUGAUUCACCCAGCUAUUUACCAACAAAACUCGCUGCAAUUUGUGUAUUGGGUUCGAUGUACGAAAAACUCGGUCGUAUGAUGGGUCGCUCCUAUGAGGAAACGGUUCAGAUACUCAUACGCACACUGCGCAAUGCUGAAUCGCAGGCUCGUGCCGAAAUCAUGAUUACAUUGGAAAAGGUUUGCGCUGGCAUGGGCACCGCCAUCUCAAAUGUGCACAAGGACAUUUAUAAAGCAACAAAACAUUGUCUCACGGAUCGCGUGAUGGCAGUGCGUGUUGCAGCUGCUAAAUGUGUGCUCGAAAUGAUCAAUCACGCACCGUUCCUCUAUCAAAGCGAGCUCGAGAGUUUGGCUUCGUUAUGUUUUCGCGCUUUUGAUGGCAGCAAUUAUGAGGUACGAUGCGCGGUCGCCAAGCUGCUUGGUACGCUGCUGGCUUUCACGCAACAGCCACCAGGUGGCGCAAACAAGAAACCGGUUCAACCCAUAUCAACAAAGAAUCAGGCGCGCAGCGUCUCACUAGACGAAGCCUUGGGCAUAUUAAUGUCUGGCUUUUUGCGCGGUGGAGUCUCAUUCCUCAAGGGCACCGGCGAGAUUAUCAAAGGCAGUUCGAGCGUAAAUCGUGAGGUGCGUGUCGGUGUCACUCACUCAUACGUGGUGUUCGUGCAAUUCAUGGGCAGCGUAUGGCUGGAACGCAAUCUAAGCACAUUUCUGAUGCAUGUACUCGACUUGGUGGCCAAUCCAAAGGCUGCUUCGUCACAUGUGGACGCUGUCUAUUCACGCAAGUGCAUCAAUUUUAUACUUCGAUCGAUUAUUGGCAAAAUGCUUGGUGAGAAGGCGCAAACAUCCGCAUGCAAGGAGCUCAUACAUAUUAUAGCCAAGCAAAUGAAUUCGAUCGACUUCAAUCCGGAAAAUGCAAAGGACUCGAAUCAAGAAACACUCUUCAGUCAACACCUAUUGGUAUGUGCGCUACAAGAGUUGGGAUCGCUUGUGCUCGGCUUGGGCACCACAGCGCAAAGUUUAUUGCAUGAUCAUACAUUAAACUCUAUUGAUGCAACAUGCGCAGUGCUAGUGCAUCCGUGCUCAGCAGCGCGCCUUGCGGCCGCCUGGUGUUUGCGCUGCUUCUGCGUGGCGGUGCCCAGUCAAAUUACACCGUUAAUCGAUCGUUUCGUCGACGCCAUCGAGCAGAUGCGUUCCUCACCAGAAGCUAUAUCUGGGUAUAGUGCAGCUUUGGCUGCUAUCUUGGGAAGCGUGCGCUAUUCGCCGCUCGGCAUACCGCAUACCAAAGGUAAAGUGGUCUUCAACACAGCUGAAGAACUACUUCGCUCCGCAUCGCAAAAUAGUCGUAUGUCCCUGAAUCGUACACAAGCGGGUUGGCUGUUGAUUGGAGCCAUAAUGACGCUCGGUUCGCCGGUGGUUAAGGGCUUACUGCCACGUAUGUUGUUGUUAUGGCGUAACUCUUUCCCACGUUCAAAUAAGGAGCUCGAAUCGGAGAAGGCGAGAGGUGAUGCUUUUACCUGGCAAGUAACAUUAGAGGGUCGUGCCGGUGCACUCUCAGUAAUGCACAGUUUCCUGCUAAAUUGUCCAGAUCUAGUGACCGAGGAUAUAACUCGGCGUUUGCUUACGCCCAUCGAAAGUGCGCUUGCCAUGCUGGUGAACCUCUCACCAGUAUUGAAAAGCUAUGGCACGCAAUUGAAGGCCCCAGCGGCUAUGGUCCGUUUAAGACUAUAUGAAACGCUUUCGCUGCUGCCGCCUAAUGCAUUGGAGUCAUCGUACACGCAUCUGCUGCGCAUGCUGGUGGCCGAGUUCACGCUUUCUGAAAAUCCAGCCAAUACAACGAACUCUUUGCUGCGCGCACUCUGCCAUGGAGACGAUUCUAUAAUUUUGGGUACUUGGUUGCAGGAGACAGAUCAUCGAACCAUUGAAGAUCAGAUGGAACCUAAUCGUAGAUCCGAUGGCGAGCAUCUACAACCCAACAGUGCUGCUGGGUCGGGUGCGCUCGAGCAUGAUGCCUGCUGCUUGUACCGUCCACCAAUUAGUGGUUUGGUGGGCCCAGCCGCUAUCGCCGCCGUUUCCAAUACACCAGUCAACAAGGUCGAUCAAUGUCCGGGUCCACUGCCCUUGGGCGUUGCUGUCAUCGACAUGUCCGUCACGCUGUUUGGUCUAAUCUUUCCGAAAGUGGCCAAUAAACAUCGCUUGCAAAUGUUGGAACAUUUCGCCGAAUGUAUACGGCAAGCGAAGAGUAGCCGUCAAGAAGCCGUACAGAUGAAUAUUUUCACUGCGUUGCUGAGCGGUUUGAAAGGACUCACCGACAGCAAGUGCGGCAUUGGUCAGGAGGAUGUAAAGAAGAGCGCUACAAAUUUGGUCGUGGCAGCUUUGGUGAGCACCAAUUCGACGCUGCGUUGCGCUGCCGGUGAAGCCAUCGGUCGUAUGGCGCAAGUGGUCGGCGAUUCACGAUUUACCGCUGAAUUGGCGCAGAAUUCAUUUGACAAAUUGAAGUCCGCACGUGAUGUAGUCACACGCACUGGCCAUUCGCUAGCAUUGGGUUGCUUGCAUCGUUACGUCGGCGGCAUGGGGUCAUCACAUCAUUUGAACACAAGCGUUUCAAUUCUGCUGGCAUUGGCACAGGACACCUCGUCGCCGGUGGUGCAAGUUUGGUCGCUGUAUGCGUUGGCGCUCAUUGCCGACUCUGGCGGACCAAUGUUCCGUGGUUAUGUUGAGGCAACUUUAUCCUUGUGCUUGAAGUUAUUGCUUUCUGUGCCACAGACCAAUGUGGACGUUCACCAGUGCGUUGGGCGUGUAUUGAAUGCACUCAUAACAACUGUUGGACCGGAGCUGCAGAGCAACAGCGGCGCUGUGGGCGCGAUGCGUUCAUCUUUCCUUUGCGCGUCGGCCAUAAUGCAAGCGCACACCGAUCCGCUGGUGCAGGCCGAGGCUACCGGCUGCCUGCAACAGUUGCAUCUCUUCGGACCGAAAUAUGUUAAUUUGAGUUCGUUGGUGCCCACAUUGGUGAAGACGCUCUCAAGCAACUAUUUAAUGCUGCGUAAAGCUGCUGUUUCUUGUUUGCGUCAGCUCUCCCAGCGUGAGGCCAAAGAAGUGUGCGAACUAGCGCUUACCAUGACGCCUGAGCAAUGUCCGGAUAUCACGAUAACCGAAUAUGGGCUUCCGGGUGUACUUUUUGCCAUGCUGGACACCGAAACCGAUGCAGAAAUGUUGAAAAAUAUCCACGAUACACUAACGUCCAUGCUACAAAUGUUAGCUUCCGAUAAUCUAAGCUCAUGGCUGAGUUUGUGUAAAAAUGUACUAACCGUUGCUGUUGAGGGAAUCUCGCUUCAAGACGAAGCGGGCGGUUUGAAGCAUGAGGCCAUAAAUAGCAAGUCCAACAGCGGCAGUAAUGAUAGUGCAAACAAAGGUGAGGGCGAUGAUGAUGACGAAGAAGAAGAUUAUGAUGAUGUAACUGAGUAUCACGCUGAGGAGAAUACCUCCACGCAUCCGGCCGUACAGCCGCGUUGGCCGACACGCGUUUUUGCAGCGCAGUGUGUACGUAAAAUCAUAGCCACUUGUGAGGCAGCCAAUCCUAUACAUCUGGACCUGAUACAGGCUAAAGAAAUGCAAAUGAUAAAAUCACGUGGCGACUAUCUGAUUCUACAUCUGUCCGAGUUAAUACGUAUGUCAUUCAUGGCAGCCACUUCGGACUCUGAUCAACUACGAUUAGAGGGUCUACGCACGUUACAGGAAAUAAUCGAUCGAUUUGCAAAUGUGCCAGAGCCAGAGUUUCCAGGCCAUUUGUUGCUGGAACAAUUUCAAGCGCAGGUCGGUGCAGCUCUACGUCCAGCUUUCUCACCAGACACUCCAUCGCAUGUCACAGCGGCCGCGUGUGAAGUUUGUUCUGCUUGGAUUGGCUCAGGUGUCGCCCGAGACCUGAACGAUCUGCGUCGCGUACACCAUUUACUGGUAUCUUCCCUCGACAAAUUGCAUACCAAAACCAACAGUACCCAACUAUACAAUGAAUCUAUGGCAACAUUGGAAAAGUUGAGCAUUUUAAAAGCCUGGGCGGAGGUGUACAUUGUCGCUAUGAUCGGCAAUGGUUCGGCCCCGGCCUCCUUGCUGCAAAAGAAACUCACUUCUUCGAACAUAAUAACACCCCUUACAAGUGGUCUAGAUUUGGAAGGAUCCGAGGCGGCUGGCGGAGAUUUUGGUGAUUUCGAAAGCCGCGGCGAAAGUUUGCUCAGUCUGGUUAAACCAGAGCUAAAAAAUCUGUCCACACACUGGCUAGCUGCAAUGAAAGAUCACGCGCUUUUGCUGCUUCCCGUAGAGUUCCAAAGUCAAUUGCCGCACGAUGGUGGCGCUUUCUACACUACAGAUACGAUUAACUCGUCUAAGCCGCACUAUUUGUCCUCGUGGCCGCCCAUCCUGUAUGCAGCUUCGUUGUGGCUGAAGGACGAAGGUUUUGCCGAAUAUGCAAAUACAAGCGCAACAGGUGCCGAUGGCGCCGCAUACGAAUCGAACAACAAUAUUUCUCAUGGCUCACUCUCAGCCGAUCGCUUCCAUAUGAUUUUCGGUAUUUGCAUGGAGGCUUUGUGCAGCACGCGUACAUCUGAGAAGCCGAAAAAUGUCAUCAGUUGUUUGCAAUCACUUUUCACGAUUUUCGAUUCUGAUUGGGCGCGUAAACAAUUGAUUAAGAACAAAACAUUGACCAUUGAACUGUGCAACGUUUUGCAUCGACAGAUUUUGACUCGAGAUGAGCUGCUGGUGCAAUUGCUCUGCAUGGAGAUACUAAAACAGUCGAUACACGCGGCCAAGGAGGAUCUACAAUUGAAACGUGACCAGCACCUUGCUCAAAACAAUAAAAAUAAUGACAACACCGAUAACGCGCACCUACAGACAGAAAUCGAGAAUUUAGGUGAAGGCGGUGAAGGUGGCGAAAUUGUUCCCGGCAAUUCGCACGUCUAUGCCGUGCUGGAGGUGUGUCUUUGUGUAUUCGUUCGACAAAUACCCUCAAUGAAUCCGAGCGUCGCCAGCAAGCUGAGCACAAUUCAAUUUAAGCAGGAAUUAGCCGCCAAAAACAGCUCAUCACAAUCUUUCUUCUCGGUGUUAGCUGAAGAUAACGGCAUGCUUGUUGCCAGCGGCUUACAAUGUGUUGAGGAUCUCACAGCGCUGUGCUCACCGAAAGGCGCGCUAACAAUAUUGCCUACCAUCGCCUUCAUGACUACAUCGAUAAUGCGCGAAAUCGCCAACAAAUCGUCCAUUGACACUACAAUACUCGCAAACACGGGCGCAGUUCAGGCGUCGCUGCAUACGCUCAAAUCCGUAUGCACUAACCGUUGGGCAAAGCACGAAUUAGUCUCCGCCGAAUGGAUGGCAAUAUUGCAAAGCGCACUGGCCACCAUUAUUGACAUGACAAAAACUGCGGGCGACGAAGAAGAGCGAAAGGUGGAUGAAGUAACCAUGUUAUUGGCCAUAGCCGUCUUUAUACUACACACACCCGCCUCGGUGGUGUCCACACCGUCGCUGCAAUAUCCAUGUAUAAAUCACUUCCGACAGUGUAUGCAGUCGGAGCAUUUGUCAGUGAAGUUGAAAUGCAUACAAACUACGCGUUCGAUUUUCGCCAAAGCUGAUCUUAAGAUAUCCACGCCGUACAUCCAUGCACUGGCGCCACGCAUCAUCGAGGGCUUAUAUGCAGAAACGGCGAAGACUCCACGCACCGAUAUGGAGCUGCAGAUAACACUGGAGAGUAUAUUGACCGUAGAAACGUUGAUCGAAUUGGCGGAGCCACAGAAUCGAAACUUGAUGCAAGGUAAUUACCAUAACUCAAAAGCUCAAUAAAACAAUACACCCACAGCUAAAAUUGUUUUGUAUGUUUAUUCGUAUGACUUAAAGUCCACAUACAAAUACAAUGAAAACACACAACUACAUAUCGCCACACUGUCGCCUUGUAGAAAUCGCACCAUCAGAAACUAAUUGGCUACCCGCUUAGAACAUCUCUCUCUCUAUAUCUAUCUCGCCAUCCUUAAGCACUUCCAUGCUGUAUAGAGUUUCCUUAAUGUGUACUUUAUUAUUUAAUUU